Cherax quadricarinatus is the source of this 6593-nucleotide messenger RNA. NCBI's taxonomy places the organism in Eukaryota, Metazoa, Arthropoda, Malacostraca, Decapoda, Parastacidae. The record is from RefSeq and is a predicted model, not a curated record.
GUGGAGCCUGUGGGUGUUUUGGUGUGAGGAAGAAGUGAAAAAGAGAGAAAAUGAUCACCACAUAAGCUUUUUCCUGACAUUUUAACGAUGAGUUCGUAUAAGAGAAACAAACCUCCAGGCGGAUUUAAGACUUACGUUGACUUUGUCGAGUUUGAAGAGAGACCCAUUGAUGUUCCUGAAGAAAUUGUUGAGGUGAAGGCUGAGCCAGAACUUCUCCCAGGAGAAAUUGUGAUAGCAGAAGCUAAUAAUGUGCUGAAGUUUGCUCCUCUGAAGACCAACAAAACAGGAAUCUCUGGCACCUUGUUCAUAACCAACUUCAAAGUUUCUUUCGUUACUUCUCUUCCAGUUGACACAAAGGAGGCUGAGCUGCACGAAAGAAGCCUUCAAAACCAUUUUCUUAACGUGCACGAUGUGUGCCUCUCUGAAGUCGAUUCAGUAAAUCAAUUUUCUGAAGGAUCAACAAAAAAGAAACGAUUAUUUUACAAUGCUCCUUUGCCUCCGAGACUCUCAGGGUUACAGUUAGUUCUUAAGAACCUUCGCAUCAUAAACUUCAGCUUCAAGUUCACCCCAGCAGGUGAAGACCUAAGAGUGACACAAGCUCUUCUACAUCAUGCCUUCCCACCCACCAUAGAUCAUCUUUUCCUCUCAUGUGGCCACCCUCCACCUUCACCUGGCAUCCCAGACUUCUGUGUGGCUCAAGACUGGGAGAGAGAACUGCACCGAACACGCUGUCCUAACUGGAGGGUUUCUAAGCAUAAUGAGUUCUUCAACCUUUGUUCCUCAUUGCCAGCAGUGGUGGUGGUUCCACGUGAUCUUCUAGAUGCUCAGUUAGAUGAAGCAGCACAACAUUUUCAAGGCACACGUCCUCCUGUGUGGUGUUGGGGUUCUUUGGCUGGAGCAGCGUUAGUUCGCAUGGCACAGAUCUCCCCUAGUAUUACAGAUAAGAUGUCGGUGACAAAAUCUAUGGGAACUUUGAAGAGAAGAAAGCUGGAGGAAGUGUGCCAACAGCAGGAGAAUAGGAUGAUGGGGUUGGUACACCGUUGUCACCCAAAGAAACUGCAGCCAACGAUACUCGAUCUCGACCAAAUGUUACCCUCCUUAAAAGACAUUCAGAUCUCUUAUAUGAAGCUAAGAGAACUACACACCCCAGGUGAGUCCAUACUGAUCUUAGACCCGUACAAUUUGGGAGAGGAUCGUCACAAAUUUCAGCGAGGAGCUUCAAGAUGGGUUUUUCAGUUACAAGUGUCUUUAAAGAGUGAAGGGCGUGACCUUGGUGCUGUUAUAUCAAGCUUAGUACAGUUACUUCUGGAUCCUCAUGUGCGCACUAUACGAGGUUUUCACUGCCUUGUCCAGAAAGAAUGGGUGGCUUUGGGUCAUCCUUUCUCCACCCGCCUUGGUCAUACCAGGAAUCAAAUAGAAGAACAGAGUCCAUUGUGGUUGUUAUUUCUGGAUUGUGUGUACCAAGUGAGCCUGCAGCACCAUGCUUCCCUGGAGUUUACAUCGGAGUAUCUUGUGGCUCUCUGGCAUGCCGCUUUUUGCUCACUCCACUCCAGUUUCAUGUUCAAUUCUAUCAGUGCUAAAUACACUGCCACUGCUGUGUUGCAACGAGAAAAUCCGCAUCAGCCUAUUUAUCUACGUCCCGUUUGGUCUUGGUGGGCAGAGAGUCAGAGUCUUUUAGUAAGUGAACAAAAUGGAACAUCAGAAAACUGUUUGGGGAAAAAACAUUCCCGAGAAGCUUUCCUUAAUGUGCAUUACAUUCAAAGUUUACUCGAGUCUUUAUCAGCGACUGGUGCCCUUAGGAGGAUCAGAGAUCCACUCUCUAGUGCAUAUCACACUUGGCAUCGAAUUAAAUUCCUAUUUGAAAGUUCAGGAACUCUGCCAUUUGAUUCCAGCUGUCCAGUUGCUUCAUUGCAGUUGGACACUCCUUUGAGGAUAGACGUGUCCUUAAGCAGUCUCAAGCCCUGGAAAGACUGCUUCUGUGCUUGGCUCACAGAACCAGCGACUUUAACGUUGAAUGAAUCAGAAUCACUAUUAAAACGCUCCCCUCCUAAUUCUCAACAUUGGAAACAUCUUUACCAAAUAUACAACACUCUUAAGGGUCACCUGUCAGACAGCUUAACCAAUGGUACACUUAAAUAAACACGUAGUGAAAGUGGUAGGGUGUUAUUGUGUGACAAACCAUUUAUCCUGUGAAAAAAAGGCUUUAAUUCUAAUUGGUACAUUAAGUCAUUGAUUUUGUUAUUAAAAAUGUACAACUUUAUGAAAGAGUAUAAUAUUUUUUUUAUUGUUGUUGAUGAAAGUCAUGGUUGCUCAGAGAUUACUAAAAUUCAUAGCUACACUUGACAGAUAUAAACAGUGAGUUCUUCCUCUCUGUGGCAGAGAAGUGUAUUUUUUGUAUGUAAAUGUAGGAUAUUUUAUACUGGUAAUAAUGGUAGAAUUACCGUCAAAAAUGUUGGGUAAAUGGACACGGGUGCAACUAAUGCGACAAUUUAUUGUGGCAAUGUUUUUGUUCUCCAGGAGCAAAUUAUUAUUGUAAUUAGAUAAAGUGCUAAACCGACAAGGGUUCCAGGAGCAAAACAUUGCCACAAUAACGCUACGGGAGACAUUUUUUUUUUUUUUUUCCAACAAACCAGCCGUAUCCCACUGAGGCAGGGUUGCCCAAAAAGAAAAACAAAAGUUUCUCUUUUCAAAUUUAGUAAUUUAUACAGGAGAAGGGGUUACUAGCCCCUUGCUCCCGGCAUUUUAGUCACCUCUUACAACACGCAUGGCUUACGGAGGAAGAAUUCUGUUCCACCUCCCCAUGGAGAUAAGAGGAAAUAAACAAGAACAAGAACUAGAAAGAAAAUAGCAGAAAACCCAGAGGGGUGUGUAUAUAUAUGCUUGUACAUGUAUGUGUAGUGUGACCUAAGUGCAAGUAGAAGUAGCAAGAUGUACCUGAAAUCUUUCAUGUUUAUGAGACAGAAAAGAGGACACCAGCAAUCCUACCAUCAUGUAAAACAAUUACAGGCUUUCAUUUUACACUCGCUUGACAGGACAGUAGUACCUCCCUGGGCGGUUGCUGUCUACCAAUCUACUACCUAGAGACACGUUAUUAUUUUUUAUUAACACAUCAGCUGUUUCCCACCAAGGCAGGGUGACCCAAAAAAGAAACACUUUCAUCAGUAUUCACUCCGGAAACAUUGCCAUAAGAAAUUGUAGCAUUCAUUGUAUCUGUGUCCAUUUACUGAAUAUUUUAUACUGUAUGUGCUUCAUAGAUAGCUUGAACAAAUUCCUUUGCAGUCACAUUUCAAGGAGUAGAUUUGUUGUUCAAACUUAUUUAUGGGAUUUGAUUUUGGUGUUUGGUAAUAUGAUCUCAGUUUUCAAAUAUUUAGGUAUAAGCAUUUAGAGACUGCAUUAUUAUGGAGACAAUAAUUAUAUCCCUCUGAUUGUUAUUGUUAUCUAAUUUGCAGUCACAAAUGUGUAGUCACUUCUAAGUUCCUCUCUUUGUUUGGAAUUAAGUUUAUGUGGGUUUAACUGUAUAGACCCCAAGUAUAUAUUUUACAGUUAUAUUUGCCCCCCUUUUUCAGAUGUGUAAUCUGCAUAGACUACAUAGUUCUUACUGUAUUUGGAAUUCAAUUUUUGAAGUCAUAGUUAUUUCUUUGCAUAAUGUGAAGAGGUUUCAUCCGUAACCAUGGCUACCAUGAUCUUCCAGGCUUCGAAAAUUACGAAUUUUGCUUUCUCUCAAAAAUGGGUGAAAUAGUAGUACAGAACAAGAUUUGCUUUACACAAAUAACCUGUACAUAAAAGAGAGAAGCUUACGACGACGUUUCGGUCCGACUUGGACCGAAACGUCGCCGUAAGCUUCUCUCUUUUAUGUGCGGGUUAUUUGUGUAUCGUUCCAGUCACGGUAUUGUGCCUUUCUUUGUUAUUUCAAGAUUUGCUUAUUAUUUUUUUUUCCAAGCACAUGUCCCUAUUAAUAACCCUGUGAAAUAAAUGUAACUAAAAUUUGCAUAUUAAUACUGUCAUAGUUGGAGGUGUUCUGUACCAUGAACCAUAUAUUAAGUCUUCCUAUUUUCUUGUUAAAAUUUUAAAAACUUUACAUGCUAAUGGUCAGUAAUAAUGUCAGAUUUUUUAUUGUGAUUUAUAUAUCGUUUAAUCUUACUGACAGUGGUGUAAAUUAUUUUAGUUAAUUGAUCAUAGUGUUAACUUAAUUUUGUGCAUUGGUAAAUAUGUUGAUAAUUGGCUUAAGUUUCAUAGUAAGUAUGAAAUGAGUUGGAUGUAUAGACUUUAAAAUAUUUUUAAACUAAAAUAUAUUUCUGAUGUAGUUCAAAAAUGUUUUUAUGGAAAACAACAUAAUUUUUAAAGGAUAAAGUCAUACAGUGGCCAGAACAAUUGACCAAAAACCCACACUUAUGAGAGGCUCCUCAUGAUGGUAUUUUAGGCCAUCCUGGUUCAUCGUGACUUUACGGUGGUACAGGAUGGACCAAAAUGUCCCCUAAUUUUCCCUCUCCUAAGUCCUAACUUUGUUGAAUAUAAUUUAUUAAUUUGAUAAUGAUUCUUAAGUUAAAUGAUAAGAAUAUUAACUAAUACUCUAGAAAAGAAAAAGUUUUAUCUGCUCAUAAAAAAUAGUUGUUUUGAAUACAAUUGUUAAAAGAUCUACACUGUAAAACUAUUGUUUGUGCAUUAUUAGCUAUCCAUCUUUACCUGUUGUUAGUUAUUGCAAUCAUAUUUUUUACUUUUUUACUAGCAAGUUUAAUGAUAACGAAGCUAUAUUUGAUAGCUGCAUUUCAUUUAUAGCAGUAAUUUUAAUUAUACUCUAAACAUCUGAGGAUUGAGUUUAAUCAGAGGAUGUACAUAUAGGCAUACCUCAGUGUACACUGCCCACUCACCCGAUACACUGAACUCAUGGGGAUAUAAUCUGACCAAUACCACCUUUAAAUUUGUUAUUCGGCCCCACUGAUAAUUUCUUAAUAAUGAACAAAGGAAACCGAGUAGGGAUUGUUUGGGUGUAAGCAGUCUCCUCUCGCAAAUGUCUCCACCUUCUUGAAUAUUUGUGCUUGCUGGAGCUGUCAUUGAGCAGAAAUAAUUAAAGUGGGUGACUACACAGCAUCAAGUGUUGUAUUGUGUUCAUGAAAUACUGAAAAUGCACCUUUUGCCCUUCAUGGGGAAUUUCUUGUCACUGGUGAGGUACUCUUAAUCUGGCAAAUUGGAAUUACAGGAGGACCCCUCUUAUACAGCAGGUUAGGUUCCAGGCAGCUGCUGCUGUAAAGUGAAACAUAACCUUUUUUUCCUUUUAAAGCAUAUAAAAGCCUGAUAUAUUUACAGUAUCAUAUAUUAAAUGAGCAAUAGAGCUAGGCCUAAAAAAUUCAUAUACAGUACACACAUUUAAAAUAUUUUCAUUCUUAGCUUAUAGUGAGUGGUGAAUAUAUUUAUUGUACAAAGUCUGAAUAAAUGAAAAAUGGGUAUUCUGAAACCCCAUAAGGCAAAGUGCUGUAAAGCGGAGCUCUCCUGUACCCUUCUUUUGUAUUAAAUCUUAAUACCUCCCAUUUCCUAGGUGCAGUGUGACUCCUGAGUUUACCGCUUCCCACAAAUAUAAUUAUAAUAACUUAGUACUGUUCAUCAGAGCUGUUCUUCUAGGUUAAGUGCUAGUAUGAUUAUAUUUUUGUUCACCAGAGCCCUGUAUCACACAUUUCCCUCUCAUCUCCUGCUAAGAUGUACAGCAUUCUGUUUUGAUGGAAGUAAUUGGAGAAGCUGAUAUGCACAGCAGCUAGCUUAGUGUGGCUGGUGUACAAUGGGCUCCAACUUAUGAUGUUAAUGCUUUCUAGAAAAUUCAUUGGAAAUUGACUGUUUGGUUCUCGUAACUUAUUUUUCCACAAAAACAAAUGUUACAAUUGAAGAUGCGUUCCAGGGCCGUAUUAUUGAUUAACUAAUAUCAGUUAAUUUUUUCCAAAUUUUUUUAUCAGUUAUUUUACAUUCAGUACUGCUCCUUUUCACUUGUAAAUCGUAAUAGUAUUAAGCAUUGUUUAAUUAAUUAAACAGAAUCGAGCUACAAUACGGCAUACUGUAUGGUGAAGUACAGAUGUGUAGAGGUGGGCCACAGCUGGACUACCUCCCUCUCAUUCUCAAUCUCCUAUUCACUUCCUCUCUUUUGCAUUAUAUCUCUCACAUAUACUCUCCAUAUCCUCACUGCUAUGGCUGAGUGCUUUGGGAGGAAUGGGGUUGAUGUGUAUGUGGGCAGGCAGCAACUGGGCUGCCUCCCUCUUUCUCACUUUUACCCUCUCUCUAACUUAGCUCUUUACAUAUGCUUCUCUCUCCCUCAUUGUUAUGGUGAGGGUCAAUGUACCUGAACAUGUAGUGAGGGCAGUAAAGUGGAACUGCUGCUCUUCCACACAUCAUUAGCUGAAGUACCAGACAGCUACCACAGAAUGUGCAGUAAUUUAAUUGUCAUUCUUAUUGCAUCUCUUGUCAAAAAAAAAUUGAACAUACUAAAUAUUAGUGCAUUUGGUAAAGAAUCUAACCCCCCUAAAAAAAAAAAAGUUAUGAAAAUUUUAAAUAUUAAAUCGACAAUUUUUUUUUAACCAGUCUACUAAAAUGUGUGCUCUCUAUAUAGUCUU